AUGAAGUGUUUCAAUUUCUUGAUUGCUAUAGUAGUGGUUUUUGGAGUGUUAGGAGUCUGCAAUGGCAGUGGGUUGAGGGAGAAUUUCUACAAAAGUAGUUGUCCUCAAGCCGAGCAGAUUGUUCAAAACAUUACUUGGAAACAAGUUGCUAGCAAUCCGGCAUUGCCUGCUAAGUUGCUGAGGAUGCAUUUCCAUGACUGUUUUGUUAGGGGCUGUGAUGCCUCGGUAUUGAUUAACUCCACAGCAAAUAACAUAGCUGAGAAGGAUGCAAUUCCAAACCUAUCACUGGCAGGAUUCGACGUUAUUGAUGAAAUAAAGACCCAACUGGAGCAUACUUGUCCUAGAGUAGUAUCUUGUGCGGAUAUUAUCGCUUUAGCUGCUAGAGAUUCGUUCCAGAAAUCAAUGUGGCAAGUGCUAACUGGUAGAAGAGAUGGAAGUAUUUCACAUGCUUCAGAAGCUUUGGCCAACAUACCGUCUCCAUUUUUCAACUUCACCACUCUCCAACAAGCUUUCGCCAACAAAAACCUUAAUGUUCAAGAUCUCGUGGUUUUAUCAGGUGCACACACUAUUGGUGUUGGACAUUGCAACUUAUUCAGCAACAGGCUAUACAAUUUCACCGGAAAAGGCGACGCCGAUCCUUCCCUGAACUCCACUUACGCGGCCUCCUUGAGAACGAAAUGCCGGAGCCUCUCUGACACCACAACCACGAUAGCAAUGGACCCUGGGAGCGCUCUAACAUUCGACAACCAUUACUUCUCUAACUUGAAGAUUCACCAAGGCCUUUUCCAAUCUGAUGCUGCAUUGUUGACUAACAAAGGUGCCACAAAUGUUGUUGAUGAAAUGUUAAUUUCUGGACCGUUCUUCACUCAGUUUAACCAAUCUAUUCAGAGGAUGGGUGCAAUUGGAGUGCUCACUGGAACUGCAGGAAAGAUAAGGAAGAGAUGUAGUGUGGUUUAA
Ilex paraguariensis (yerba mate) is the source of this 957-nucleotide messenger RNA. The record is from the annotation of a GenBank genome assembly. NCBI's taxonomy places the organism in Eukaryota, Viridiplantae, Streptophyta, Magnoliopsida, Aquifoliales, Aquifoliaceae.